AUGUUCCCAUCGCUUCCUACCAUGACUGUACUCGUUCCACUCUUGUCGUUAGCCGGUCUGUUUUAUUCGGCCAGCAUGGAUGAGAACUUUCCCCAGGGGUGCACAAGUACAACCAGCCUCUGCUUCUACAGCCUGCUCCUUCCCAUUACAAUCCCCGUUUAUGUGUUUUUCCACCUCUGGACCUGGAUGGGCCUUACACUCUUCCGCCACAACUAGGUUUCAAAGGGUCCGUUAACAAAGAAUAUGGUAGUGAUCUGGAAGAUUUUGUCUCAUGGACCUGAAGUGAUGGACCCCACGGCAGAUUAAAUACAUCCCUAUAAAUAUGCAUCCAAGUCCAUAAGAGAUCUCGGUUCCUUUUAGGGCAUUUCUCCACAAGAAACCUCUGCCUUCCUAGUUCAGCAAAUAUCGCGCCAAACCACAUUUCAUGGGAACCAUUAGAAAGAAGCAGUCAUGGGUUUGCACAAGAAUGUCCUAGGAUGUACCAAAUCAUGUGAACAAGAUGUCACAUUCUCUCCUCGUUUGCAAGGUGGCUACUACAGGCUGACCUCUAAAGUAGCACGGAGGUAGAUAGUGUGACUGUAUCAAGUUCCUUAAAAAAAAAAGAAACAACCCUGUGCAAAGGUACCCUAAGGGACAGCAAUCAAUGAUGCUUUACAAGCAACACAUAGAAGAGCUUGUUUCCAUGUAGGAAUUUUGUAUUUGUGCAUUAGAUUUUGGGUUCUCAGGGUACAGAUGAUUUAAAAUCAGGCAUGGUAGUAAGGGGGAAUAUAUUCUCUUGCAUUUCGCUAUACAGUUGACUUACGGAUACCGUGACUGUUUGAAUUCAUGUGUGCAAAAUGGUUGGAAUUCCCAUAUGGUGCUAUGAAAAUGGUCAGCAUGGGAUAAAAACGGUAUUGAACAGCAAACUUGCCUUUAAAUAAAAGUAUCUUUAAGCCUG
Eublepharis macularius is the source of this 937-nucleotide messenger RNA. It is a transcript of the gene PIGY, whose product is annotated as phosphatidylinositol glycan anchor biosynthesis class Y. The record is from RefSeq and is a predicted model, not a curated record. The coding region runs from base 1 to 216 and encodes 71 amino acids. The transcript has a single exon. Lineage: Eukaryota; Metazoa; Chordata; Lepidosauria; Squamata; Eublepharidae.